This is a messenger RNA of Cucurbita pepo subsp. pepo (vegetable marrow), 552 nucleotides long. RefSeq lists its product as uncharacterized. The record is from RefSeq and is a predicted model, not a curated record. NCBI's taxonomy places the organism in Eukaryota, Viridiplantae, Streptophyta, Magnoliopsida, Cucurbitales, Cucurbitaceae.
CAUUAACUCUGGACUUUGAAGGAUCAAACCACGAACGUUGUUCAGUUCAGGAAGCGGAUCAGACGGAAGUUUCGAGAAGAUGCCGGUCAUGGAGAAGCUGAAGAUGUUCGUAGUUCAAGAGCCUGUGGUGACUGCAUCGUGUAUAAUCGGUGGAAUUGGUCUCUUCCUUCCAGCCGUUGUAAGGCCAAUUCUGGAUUCCUUUGAAGCAUCUAAGCAAGUUCCUCAGCCUGUAUUAAGUGAUGUGGUUGCAAGUAUGACUGGAAAGAAAUAGGGAUGAUCGAUCUCAGCAACACAAGAAGGAUUGUUCUUAAUGGAUCAUUGUUUUUUUUUUUCUUAAUCAAUUUUCCUUCUCUUCUGCCGUAAAAUAAGCCCUCUACAGUCCAAUCGGAUAUCAAGUUUGAUAGCGUAGCCAUUUUUAGACAUUACCUUGUUGUUUUAUGCCCAUACAUAAGGCUGAUUUUCAAGAUAUUUCAGUUCUAAGUUUGAAGCCUGAGUAAAACUUGUUUCACCAUAAAUUGAGCCCUACAAACUCCUUUGAUUGGUUUCCUUUCA